ACGUGUUUGUGUGUGUAAAAAUGUCUGCCGGCGUAGCAGUGAAGAGACCCAAACUUGUGUCCUCUCAGGCCGAGGAGCGGGUGGACUGGAAGAAACGGAAAGCAGAGAAGAAAGAGGCUCAGAAGCAAAGAAAAGAGGCCAAACUGAUCAAACAGUUGGAAAAGCAGAAACAGCAAGAGGCUGCAGAGAAAGCAAAGCUUGAACAAAGCCAGAACAAGAAAGGUCCGGCUUACACCGUCAGUGUUGCUCUGCCAGGUUCUGUCCUGGACAACGCCCAGUCACCUGAACUUCGUACAUACCUGGCCGGACAGAUCGCUCGAGCCUGCGUCGUGUUCAGCAUUGAUGAGAUCGUUGUGUUUGAUGAACAAGGGGAAGAUGUCAAAAGUGUUGAAGGAGACUUUAAAGGCGUUGGGAAGAAGGGACAGGCUUGUAUUCAGCUCGCCAGAAUACUUCAGUACCUUGAAUGUCCACAGUAUCUGCGCAAGUGGUUUUUCCCAAAGCAUCCAGAUUUACAAUAUGCAGGCUUGCUUAACCCUUUAGACAGUCCUCACCACAUGAGGAUGGAUGAGGAAUCUGAAUACCGGGAAGGAGUCGUCCUCGACAGGCCGCCCAAACAAGGAAAAGGUUCAUUAGUCAACUGUGGAAUGAGAAAGGAGGUUCGGAUUGAUAAACAGCUGCAGUCUGGACUCCGAGUCACGGUGCAGCUCAGUAAGACACAGAGUCAAGAAAGCAAACUAUGUAAAGGUAUUGUUGUGGCUCCUCACGUGCCCAGGACUGAAGGAGGUCUUUACUGGGGAUACACUGUCCGCCUGGCAUCUUGUCUCAGUUCAGUUUUCACAGAAAGUCCGUAUAAAGAAGGAUACGAUCUGACUAUUGGCACAUCAGAGAGAGGCAGCAACAUGGACCAAGCAACACUGUCGCCAUUCAAGCAUCUUUUGGUCGUUUUUGGAGGUCUUCAGGGAUUAGAAGCCAGUGUAGACACUGACCAAAACCUGGAUGUCUCUGACCCCAGUGUUUUAUUUGACCUUUACCUCAACACAUGCCCCGAUCAGGGCAGCAGGACCAUUCGUACAGAGGAGGCCAUCUUAAUUUCCAUGUCAGGGCUGAGACAGAAGAUGUCAGCCGCCUUUUCAGGUGUUUCCAGUGGUUCGUUAAAGAACUAGUGGCGGAGCAAAGUAAACAAAGACAUGCUGGCAGAUGAAUCAUCUAACUGGUAUUUACCUUGAGGUUGUCCAUACCUGGAUUUUUUGGCAUUGCCUCUAGUAAACACAGCAGUAACACAUUAGUGCAUUGAUGUUAGCUAAUCUUAUUUCUUUGUUUCUAAAUGACUCAACAAAUUGUACAUAUUUUAAUACAAAUUCUACCCACAUGCUU
Molecule: messenger RNA, 1374 nt
Organism: Stegastes partitus (bicolor damselfish)
Lineage: Eukaryota; Metazoa; Chordata; Actinopteri; Pomacentridae
Gene: spout1
Product: SPOUT domain containing methyltransferase 1
Exons: 12
Coding region: 21-1163 (380 amino acids)
Biological process (GO): maintenance of centrosome location; miRNA processing
Cellular component (GO): mitotic spindle; spindle pole centrosome; kinetochore
Molecular function (GO): miRNA binding
Source: RefSeq, a predicted model, not a curated record